Linum tenue is the source of this 2189-nucleotide messenger RNA. The record is from the annotation of a GenBank genome assembly. NCBI's taxonomy places the organism in Eukaryota, Viridiplantae, Streptophyta, Magnoliopsida, Malpighiales, Linaceae.
UAAGAAAGAAACAAAAAUACACCAAAACCAAUCGUUUUCUCCUCAUCUCGUCUCGUCUCCUUUACACAAAAGAGAUAUCAAACCCAAAGUACUAAAGAAGAAGCUUCCUUCUCUUCCUCCGCCUCUGUCUCCCUCCGUGUGUUGGUUGCCCAGGCCGCGUUCAAUUCAUCAACGCCGGCCUUCCUCGCCUGUGAAUUCCUGUUGAUCUUUUCUUUUCUUUAAUAACAACAGUUCAGUUGAUCGAUCGACAUCUUUCCGGUCCGAUUCGCGAUUAACCCACCACCCACCUAGUACUCAUGGCUGCCACCGGGAACAAGAACAUCAACGCUAAAUUGGUUCUCCUUGGCGACCCUGGUGCUGGAAAAUCUAGUCUUGUUCUGCGAUUUGUCAAAGGGCAGUUUGUUGAGUUUCAGGAAUCAACAAUCGGUGCUGCCUUCUUUUCACAAACACUGGCUGUGAAUGAUGCUACUGUGAAGUUUGAGAUAUGGGACACAGCAGGUCAAGAGAGAUACCACAGCCUUGCACCCAUGUACUAUCGGGGAGCUGCAGCAGCAAUCAUUGUGUAUGACAUUACAAAUCAGGCCUCCUUUGAUAGGGCAAAGAAAUGGGUACAAGAACUGCAAGCACAAGGUAAUCCAAAUAUGGUUAUGGCUCUGGCUGGGAACAAGGCUGAUUUGCUUGAUGAUAGGAAGGUGGCAGGGUUCGGAUUGCAGGAGGCACAAGUCUAUGCCCAGGAGAAUGGCCUUUUCUUUAUGGAAACCUCAGCAAAAACUGCAACUAAUGUCAAUGACAUUUUCUAUGAAAUAGCUAAAAGACUACCGCGAGUUCAGCCAGCACAGAACCCCUCUGGGAUGGUUCUCACGGAUAGACCCGCGGAAAGGGCAGCAAGCGCCACUUGCUGUUCUUAAAAAGCUGGUGUUUCUCCAAUAGCUACCUUCUGAGUAGCUCAUCUUGUGCAUGUGAAUGCCGAAUGGUAAUGUAAUCCCGAUGAUUGGUUGGUCGGUUGGAUGGCGAGUGCUAAGAUUUGUACAUGAAUGCUUGAUUUGCAGACUCGGUGAAAGAAUGGAAUCAGACUGAUUCUGGUGUGGCUUCCUCUGUGUAGUGUCAUUAUAAUUUCUCUUGUUUUUGUUAUAUAUAUAUAUAUGCAGUAGCCUCGUUGUGAUUACAGCAGGAAGUAGUACUGACGCGGGUUCUGAAUCGCAGACAUGCUCAAGAUCGAGAUCUACCAAAUGCUUUAAGAAAGAGGAAUAAGGAUUCGAGUCAGAAAUGGAAAGGGAAGUGAUUCGAAAAGAGGAAAACUCCAAAUUUAUUUCCCCUCUCGCAGUUGCAGUUCCCAGUUCCCACCCAACCCAAGCGACAAAAGUACUGUCGAACAGCUCAUCUUUGUGAGCCCACGAUCAGACUAUGAAGUAAUUCAUUAGAAUGCGAACAAAAAGGAAAAGCAGCGAAUCCAGCAGAAAAAAAAAAAAGAGAGAGAAGAAAGAAGCAAAAUCUUUAUUGGGUAACAGAAAGAAACUGCCAAUCCUUCCAAGCAACCUCACGGCACUUUUCAUUUCCGGCCACCAAGCCCGCGAGGUCGAGGAGCAGCAGCGGAAGCACAAUCCAUUCCCCGGAAGCCGAUCCUCUGGUUCCCCAAAUCAUAAACCACCUCCAGAUUCUGCUGCUGGAAGCUCCCAAACACCCCCGCCGGCCCUUCCUCCCCUUCCUCCUCCAUGCUCUGCAUCAGCAUGCACUUGACCACCGUCCCGUUGCUGGCCGCCGCCAUAGCGUAGAACAGACUCUCCUCCCCCAGCACCACGCUCACAUUGUUGAGAAAACGAAACGUCACCACGGGAAACCCCACCGCCACCGACGGGACUCUGUAGCAGAGGUCGAAGCCCGUCUUGGUCUCCACGUCGGCAGCUCUGGGGUAGACGAUCGCGGACCGGAGCGUGGACAGGAGAUCCGAAUAGUAGGGCUCGGGAAGGUGAGUGUACGUGGUACCGGAGUCCAUCAACAUCCCACCGUUCCCUUGGGAGUCGAACUCCCUCAAACUCGUGGGAGUCUCGGCCGUGGUGGUGGUCCCGACGACGGUGAGGGCCUCUAGGCCGACGUAGUAGUAGUUAGGGUAGAGGGGGGAGGUGAGCAUGGGAGUGAAGUGCAUCCCUUCCCGGUAGGAAAGGGAUGCUUCCCCGACAAGCAACAGGCUG